Molecule: messenger RNA, 2400 nt
Organism: Volvox carteri f. nagariensis
Lineage: Eukaryota; Viridiplantae; Chlorophyta; Chlorophyceae; Chlamydomonadales; Volvocaceae
Exons: 12
Coding region: 1-2400 (799 amino acids)
Source: RefSeq, a predicted model, not a curated record
AUGGCGCCCUUCGGAGGCGGUGGUUCCAGGUCGGGCAAGGAGGCGGACUUGGCGGCUGCUGUGGCGGCGGCGCAGACCGCGUCAUUUGAUGUGCGCGGCUGGUCGCGGCAGGCUAAGGAGAUCACUUCUGACUUGACUGGCUCGGACAAGUACAAGAGCCUGGCGUUACAUGCGGAGGUUAAGUUAGCGGAGGCGCUGGAGCGGUGUGAGAGGGUCAGCCCCGUCACCCGCAGCAGCAGUGGUGAGGAGCGGCCCAAUAAGCUGCGGACCGCUGUGGCCUGUCAGCUGCUGGGCGAGUUUGCGGAGCUGUGCGGCCCCUUCUCUGGAGUGCUUAUCACGCUUCGUGACGAACUCCUUAAGGCGGUUUAUUCUUGGCAUUACGCCUCGGAGCGCGGCGGCCUGUCUUUCGACCAACUGCCAUGGUUUGCGGUUUCGGAAAGGCUGGAACGGGACAAGGAGGCCAUGCUGGAGGAGCGCGAGGCUUUCAAGCAGCAGCUCCAGGAGCAGCAGGAGGCUGUGGCGCGUAUCGAGGAUCAGAUGAACGCGCUGCGGCGCGCCACGGAGGUGGCUCAGCUGGAUGCGGCGACGCUGCGGUCUCACCUGGACCGGGUGAUGGUCAGCGAGGAGUCCGCGAGGCUGGAGGCCAAGACAGGCCGCGAAGAGCUCAAAAAGCUGCGCAAGGAGUACCUCAAGAUGAAGGACGAGCUGGAGGCGGAGCGGGAUGCGCACACCAAGCUGCAGGAGCGACACGUUGAGCUGAAGGAGUUCUCGGCCGCCCGUAUUGCUGAGCUGUCCGCUGCGCUGGCGGCGGCGGAAGUGGACGCGGUUGAUGCCAGGCGGCUGGCGGAGAGCCGCAUGCCGCCGGAGGUGUACGAGAAGCUGCAGGCAACGCUGGCGGAUACGCAGUCGGAGUUGGAGCUGGCGCAGUCGCACAUCCGGGACGUGGAGGCCGUCAACUCGAAAUUAGCGCACCGGCUGGACGUCAUGACACCGAGACCGGUGUGGCGCAAGAUUGCGGAACACAACAUUCAGCCCGGUCGCCGUACUGCGGAGCUGGUCCACAGAGUGGAGGAGAAGCUGGGCCGCUACGCCAAUGAGCUAGAGGAGCUCAAGGCGCGACUCAACCUGGCGGCAGCGCUGCUGCAGCCUGACGCGGCGCCCACGGAGGUGCAACUGUCGUUGAUCACGGAGGAUUUAAACUAUUUUUUGACGGAGGGCGCGGGCAGCACCACGGGGCCCACCUCCAACGGUCCCGCCGUAGCGGAGCCUUGCGGCCUGGCGCCCACGGUGCCUCGCUGCCUGCGCUGGCCGCAGCGAGUGACCCUGCAGACGUUGUCACAAGAGCAGACAGAGGCCAUCGCCAUGGCCAUGUGGAAGGCUCGCCAAGCUAUGGACGUGUCAUCCUCAUCGGGUACCUUGCAGUCCUUCGUGUACUACUAUUUCAACCCCCAGGGUAUGGCUACAGCCGACACCGCUCGCAUGUGCUACAGCUUCUAUUACGCUUGCUCCACAUACGCCAAGUCCAGCGCAGUCGUACGGACGUUCUGGCUGGUGAUGACAGGGCAGGUUUCGGAGGCAGCAGCGAUCGAUCAGCGCAUCAUGGUUUCAGGACUGACGGCGCUGCUGCACAGCCUGCCAGCCGUGAAUGCCGCCGCUGGCGAUUUGUUGGCUGCAGAACGCAUCCUGCACAUCGAGGACGUAUCCUCCGCCUUGGAGCGGCUCUUCCCCAACCGCCCCUCCUUCCGCAUCAGCAAGCUGCGCGACGCCCUGCGCACCCAAUUCGGCGGCGCCGAGACGGUGCGGCUGGAGGCCCUCCAGGCAGUGCUGGAUUCGCACGGUCUGCAUGCCCCACCUGCCUCCACCGCGUCCAGCACGGCCAAGGCGACGCGCUUCCGGCAGGAGCUGAUUGGGUCCGGCAGCAAGGGCGGCGCGACUAGCGGCGGCAGCCAUCCUGUGGGUCCGUUUAUUUCAGUGCUGCUGGCACAGCAUAUUGACGAGAUCCAGACGCUUUGCAUGGAAGUAGCGACGCAGCUGGCGGAUACGCCUGCGGUGGUGGAUGCUACGGAUGGUGAGCACGGCGACAACCCUGCGGAGGUGGUGGCGGUGGUGGAGAAGCUAGGUGCUCUGCUUGGCCCGAGCCGUGCAGCGGCGUGCGUCCUGGCGGCGCUGGGGUUCUCGACGGGCGAUGGCAGCGGCAGCGGGCGGCGCAACAGCGCCGAGGGCGAGGAUGUGAGCGGCAGCAGCGGGGAUGACAUUGUAAUGCCCAUGGGAGCGAUCGUGGACUUGACCGACAUGACAGCGUGGGUGCUACGACGUUGCCUGAUUAAACCAGUGGGCAGCUACGACAUCAGCGGGGCGAUGCAAUGGGCGCGCGAGGCGCUUGAUGACGCCGGGAGCUGA